This is a messenger RNA of Suillus subaureus, 789 nucleotides long. RefSeq names its product cyclic phosphodiesterase-like protein-domain-containing protein. Bases 1 to 789 code for a protein of 262 amino acids. Lineage: Eukaryota; Fungi; Basidiomycota; Agaricomycetes; Boletales; Suillaceae. The record is from RefSeq and is a predicted model, not a curated record. The transcript is spliced from 4 exons. Gene Ontology annotation, molecular function: 2',3'-cyclic-nucleotide 3'-phosphodiesterase activity. Gene Ontology annotation, biological process: cyclic nucleotide metabolic process.
AUGUGUCACGUAGAAUAUGCUCUGUGGCUUGUUCCCUCUGGACCGGAGGCUGUGGCACUACGCUAUCUAAUGGAAUUCCGACCAAGGCCUGAUAGACCAAAGAACCAUUCUAUUCGCUCCAGAUCAUACCCCCGCUUCGAUCCUCAUAUCACUCUCGCCACUUUUUGGUGCCCGCAUCGCCCUUACAUAUUUCAAUUUCUGCCUACGGGCGCCAAAACGACUCCCGUGGAAUUUGAGUCCAUGAAGGUCGGAGAUGACUUCCUCGACUCACUGUCCAUCGUCGCCAAAAAAUCCAGCGAGCUCAUGCAGCUACGCGAUCGCGUCAUGGACCACAUGAAGGAGAACUUCAUGCGAGCCUCGAGCCCUUCAUUUCCACACAUACCCUUGUUCUACCUAGACGAAUCCUAUAAAGGAGAACGCUCGCUGCUCGCCAAACAACUCCGAGAGACAGGAAGAGCAAACUUUACGCUGAAUUGUUCCGUGGAUGGUGCUGGGCCUCAUUUUGAUGCCAUGAAAGGCUUUGAAGGAACGGAGAUAUGGCUUGUUGAUAUCACUGAAGGAGUGGAAGAUUGGGUCGUCCUGGAUAGACGGGAUCUCAAGCCACGAAUGCCCAAAGCCAAGGUCUACGUGACAAGAGGCGAACCUUACUUUAAUAUAUUUGGCAAUGAAGGGCCGGAACCUUACCAGGUCAGAGAGAUGGCAUCCUAUAUGCCGAGAUGGGGCGAACCCAGUCAUUUUGCCGGUAUGUAUGGACCAAUGGCACCAUAUUAUCCCCUGGACCCAAGGUAG